CGUUGGAGUGUUGGUCAAUUGUCUCUCUACUCUGUAGGUAAAAAUCUCGGCUGAAACGAGGGGAGUAAGACGACGAGUGGGCUUCGCGCGCCAUGAGCGGGAGCAACGUAAGCAAGGUCUUCUACGCCGAGAAUUACCAUCCAAUUCAAGCCGGCAGCAUCGACGGCACCGAUAUUCUUCCCCACGACAAUGCUGUCUACCGAGCAUUGCUAUGUUCCUCUGCUGGCCUCUAUGAUCCCCUUCGCGAUCCCAAGGUCUUCGGUGACCCUUAUUGCACCCUCUUCGUUGGUCGCCUUUCUCAUCUGACUACCGAAGAUAGUCUUCGUAGGGCUAUGAGCAAGUAUGGUCGGGUUAAGAACCUACGCUUAGUCAGACACAUCGUAACUGGUUCUUCACGUGGUUAUGCUUUUGUUGAAUACGAAACUGAAAAAGAGAUGCGACAUGCAUAUAAGGAUGCUCAUCAUUCAAUGAUAGAUGAUUGCGAAAUUAUAGUUGACUACAAUCGACAGCAGCUAAUGCCCGGAUGGAUUCCACGGAGAUUAGGAGGGGGACUUGGGGGUAAGAAGGAAUCUGGACAACUUCGAUUUGGAGGAAGAGAAAGACCUUUUCGAGCUCCCUUACGUCCGAUACCUCAUGACGAUUUGAAAAGGCUUGGCAUUACUCCUCCACCGGAAGGAAGAUAUAUGUCCAGGUUUCAGGUACCUUCUCCUCCGAGAAGAGAAACAGAUUCGGUAUGUAGGGAAGAAGGCUCCAGUGUGAAAGAUUCCGUGGAGAAGGAUGGACAUAGUCGAAGUAGUUCUACAGAUGGAGAUGAUUGGUCUCAUACGAGGAGCCCUAAUGACUACAGAGGGGGGCACUCUCAUAAGGGGAACUAUGAGAAGAUGAAACAUGAAUCUAGAAGGGGUUCAAACGACAAGGAAGAUUAUUAUCAGAGGAGCUCUUCUGAGAAGGAAGAUCGUUAUCAGAGGCGCUCAUCGGACAAGGACCGAUCUCGCAGAAGGGAUUCUAAUGAUAGAGAUGAUCACUCACGGAAACGUCACAAAUCUCGCAGAUAGACUCUCCAUUAUCCCUAAAUUUUCCCAGUUUCUAUUUAAGCUAUUCAACUAAUGCUCAUCUGGGGCAUGCAGGCAUUUGAGGAUGAACUUGAUUGCUUAAUACACGAGUUCAGGUGACGUAUUUGUACCGAGUAAUCUGCUGCUGACAAAUGUCGUCCAUCCAUUAACCGAAGGGAUCGUGAUGAAAUGAUCACAUUGCUUCCAGUUAUUCUGGGUAUCUACCAAAGGCCAAAAAGUUCCUAAAGGAGGUGAGGAUAUGGUAUUUGGUUAAUUUAGAAAUAUGCAAGUAUAUAGGUGCUGUGAGUGUUAUGAUGGGAGGAAUUUCAAGAACAAGUUUGGCAACAAGCAAUAUGUUGGCAUUUCAGUGAUACUCCUUAGUGUUGUGAUACUCUAUCUCUUGCGUUAUGACGCCGAUUUAAAAUCUAGAUAUAACGAUCCUUCUUUAAGAUUUA
Molecule: messenger RNA, 1507 nt
Organism: Cucurbita maxima (winter squash)
Lineage: Eukaryota; Viridiplantae; Streptophyta; Magnoliopsida; Cucurbitales; Cucurbitaceae
Product: U11/U12 small nuclear ribonucleoprotein 35 kDa protein
Exons: 8
Coding region: 93-1055 (320 amino acids)
Biological process (GO): mRNA splicing, via spliceosome
Cellular component (GO): U12-type spliceosomal complex; precatalytic spliceosome
Molecular function (GO): snRNA binding; mRNA binding
Source: RefSeq, a predicted model, not a curated record